Messenger RNA from Aspergillus glaucus CBS 516.65, 1214 nucleotides. RefSeq lists its product as uncharacterized. Lineage: Eukaryota; Fungi; Ascomycota; Eurotiomycetes; Eurotiales; Aspergillaceae. The record is from RefSeq and is a predicted model, not a curated record. Bases 385 to 996 code for a protein of 203 amino acids. The transcript has a single exon.
CAGAUGAACCGAUGACGCUGUUUUGUACUUGUAUGAAUUGCGGAAAGUCGUGGAAGCAGUAGUCACGUCUUUUAUGUGGUUUUCAUUAUGGGGUGUUCGUGCAGGGGGUGCUUCCGUUUUUCGGUGUGUUUUAAUAUCAAUAUCUAGAUUCGAGGUUGGUAACUGGAGUUAGGAGGGAAAAGGUUAUUGCUAGUAGGGCUGAAUAUUACUGCUAUAUACUCCGUACUUUACUAAGUACUUCGUUGUUCCUGGUAGAACAGAGGUACAGCGUCACAGUGAUGUCAAACUGCAUACCCGGAAUACUACAAUCCAACCACCUAACCUACAAUCAACACCAAUUCAACCCACUCAUCUCAUACAAAUACCACCAAGCAAACAACCACAAUGAAAUACACCCGCGCCAACCUCCUAACCCCCGCCCGAAACCUCUGCUCCGCCUUCUCCUCGUCCUCCCCCAUCCCAACCAUCCUCACCAACUUCACCCACGACCCCUACCCGCAAGCCCACGAACACGGCCUCCCACACCUAGCCCCCUUCCUCGGCCGCACCUUCACCGGCACCGACGGCGUAUCCCGCUACUUUGAAGUGAUGGGUUCCGAACUCGGCUUCGAAGACAUGUCCUUCGAGCCCGAGGCCGAAUGGCUCGUCGACACAUCCACCAUGGCGGUCGUCAUCCGGGGAACUGCAAAGUUCUUUGCCAAACGCACGGGGCAGAAGUGGGAUGAGGGGUUUGUGUAUCGGUUGGGGAUUGCGGAGGAGAUUAAUGAGGAGGUUGGGGGGAGGGGGGAGUUGAAGGUGCAGGAGUAUGAGAUUUGGGCGGAUACGGGGGCGGCGUAUCUUGCGAUUAAGGGGAGGUUGGGGGAGGUGCUGGGGGAUGAGACUGAGGCUGGGACGAAGGGUACGGGGAGGACGAGGAGGAGUCAGGAUCGGAAGAGGAGUGGGUGUGGGGAGGUUGUUGGGAGUGGGAUGAGUGCGUUUGGGAGUUGUGGGCAGUAGCUGUCCGUGUAUCUGUGUUUGGUGUGGACGAGGACGGACGAGGGUCUGUAUCUAGUGAGCAGUCUAGAUUGAUGGAAUAGAUAACCUCCGACCACAAUGUGGUAUGCGAUAUCCCUUCUCCCAUCGAGAGCCAGAUUCGCGGAACUGAGCUCUGUAGAGUAAAUUCUAGGCAUAUACUGGGCUGAAACCAGGGUUCAUUCCACAGCUGCAUGUCAGAG